Messenger RNA from Eleginops maclovinus (Patagonian blennie), 1311 nucleotides. Its product is annotated as zinc finger BED domain-containing protein 5-like. The record is from RefSeq and is a predicted model, not a curated record. NCBI's taxonomy places the organism in Eukaryota, Metazoa, Chordata, Actinopteri, Perciformes, Eleginopidae. The transcript is spliced from 2 exons. The annotation marks the transcript as partial.
AAGAGAAAAUAUCACAGCGACUACAUACAAUUCGGAUUUUUCUGGACUGGAGAUGAAGAGGAUCCCAAUCCACACUGUGUUUUGUGCUACGAGUCGUUGGCUAACGAGGCUAUGAAACCUGCCAAGCUCAAGCGUCAUUUUGAGAGCAAACACAAGGAUUACAUCGGGAAACCUUUAGCAUUGUUUGAGAGAAAACGUGAUGAACUUAAAAAACACAUGACGAAGGCGCCCUCACAUUUUUUUGCGACGGGGGAAAAUGCGAAGGCUACAGAGGCAUCAUACAGGGUAUCCCUUCUCAUCGCAAAAACAGGGAAACCUCAUUCGAUAGGUGAGAAUUUAAUCAAACCAGCUGCCAAGGUUAUGGCUAAUGUAUUGUUUGGGGAGAAAGCAAGCGACGAAAUUAACAGGGUCUCCCUCUCCAAUGAUACUGUCCAGGCCCGUCGCCGAAUAACAGCCAUGGCCGAAAAUGUGAAAGAUCAGCUGAUCACACGUUUACGCCAAAGCCAGUUUUUCACACAGCAACUGGACGAGUCAACUGAUAUCGUGAAUGAGGCAAAUCUGCUGUGUUUUGUAAGGUACAUUUAUGAUGGCGGUGUGCAGGAUGAAUUUCUGUUUUGUCGUUCCCUGCCGACCAACACCACAGGGGAAGCCAUUUUUGACUCAGUCAACGAUUUCAUCCUGCAGAAUAAUAUCGACUGGACACGAUGUGUUGGUAUUUGCACAGAUGGUGCAACUGCAAUGACUGGGAAACACAAGGGACUGGCAGCGCGCAUACGUGCAGUUGCACCUUGCGCCACAGCAACACACUGUUGCAUUCACAGAGAACAGCUGGCUGUGAAAAAAAUGCCACCAUGCCUCAAAUCAGUAUUGGACGAGUCUGUGAAAAUUGUUAAUACAAUAAAAACCAAAGCACUGAACACACGUCUUUUUAAAGCUCUGUGUGAUGAAAUGGGAAGUGAACACACAAAACUGCUUUUCCAUACUGAAGUUCGCUGGCUGUCGCGUGGGAAAGUUCUCACCCGUCUAUUUGAACUGCGCGAUGAGGUGAUGUUAUUCUUGCAUCAUACUGAUGAACUGUAUGACAGACUGCAUGAUUUCCAGUGGCUCUCAAAAUUGGCAUACCUGGCCGAUGUCUUUAGCGCACUCAAUGCUUUGAACUUAGCGCUGCAGGGAAAAGCCGUCACCGCCUUCAAUGUGCAGGACAAAAUUAAAGCCGCACGCCUCAAGAUGGAAUUGUGGUGUGUCCGUCUGGAUCGCCAGGAGUUUGACUGUUUUCCGACGCUUGUGGAUUUUCUCCUCGCUGCAGAUUAA